AUGAGCGCACCAACACACAACCAAAAGAAUUUACCAGCUAAAGACGUCAAGAAAUUGAUUGUUAUCUUGGAGCAUGCUACAUUGGAGACUGUCAAGGUUAGAGAUAGUUAUCAAUUACUCAAUUGUGAUGAUCAUGUAGAGUUUUUAAAGAAAUAUAAGAGAGAAGCUUCUGAAGCUCGUCCAGAUAUUCUUCAUCAAUGUUUACUUGCAUUAUUUGAUAGUCCAUUAAACAAAGCAGGACAUCUUCAAGUAUUUAUUAGAACCACCAAGAAUGUAUUAAUCGAAAUCAAUCCACAAACUAGAAUCCCAAGAACCUUUCAUAGAUUUGCAGGUCUCAUGGUUCAAUUGUUAAAUAAAUUAAGUAUCAGAGCUACCAAUGGUCCAGAAAAAUUGUUCAAGGUUAUCAAGAACCCAAUCACAGAUCAUCUUCCACCUGGAUGUAAGAUAUUUUUGACAUCAUUCUCUGCAAGUAAAUGUGUUGAUUUGUUUGAUUGGUGUCCACAAGUAUUUGGAUAUGAUCCAUUACCAGUUAAGCCAGUUACAAAUGAAGCAAAGGAAGACAACAAACCAACUGCAGAGGAAGUUAGAAGUGCAGCUGAAAGUUAUAUCGAAGGUGCUGAAUACGAAGAACCAGCAUUAGAGGAAGGAAAGAAACGUAAAAAGAGUCAACACAUUAUCAACGUUGAGGAAUUAAAGAAACAAAAGAAAACUACCAACGACCAACUCAAUGGUCUCCAAACCGUCGCCAUUGUCAUUGGUGCCUUGUCAACCGGUUCCGUCAACAUUGAUUACAAUCACGAUGAAAUCGCUUUUUCCAAUUAUCCCCUAUCAGCUGCCGGUGCUUGUUUUAAAUUAACUACUGUUUUUGAAAAGCAAUGGGGUAUUCUUUAA
Molecule: messenger RNA, 891 nt
Organism: Cavenderia fasciculata
Lineage: Eukaryota; Evosea; Eumycetozoa; Acytosteliales; Cavenderiaceae
Gene: emg1
Product: putative ribosome biogenesis protein
Exons: 3
Coding region: 1-891 (296 amino acids)
Biological process (GO): rRNA base methylation
Cellular component (GO): nucleolus; small-subunit processome
Molecular function (GO): rRNA binding; rRNA (pseudouridine) methyltransferase activity
Source: RefSeq, a predicted model, not a curated record